Messenger RNA from Ornithodoros turicata, 1889 nucleotides. RefSeq lists its product as uncharacterized. Gene Ontology annotation, cellular component: chitin-based extracellular matrix. The record is from RefSeq and is a predicted model, not a curated record. Bases 404 to 1342 code for a protein of 312 amino acids. Lineage: Eukaryota; Metazoa; Arthropoda; Arachnida; Ixodida; Argasidae. The transcript is spliced from 3 exons. Gene Ontology annotation, molecular function: structural constituent of chitin-based larval cuticle.
GCAAGUCACUAAACCAGCGCGCAGGCGCCUCUGCUAACCCGUCUCGCAGUUCACCGCAGUCCUUGCGUCCUGCUGGCAUCAAAUUUUCUGCUAUGAAGGAAAAGGACAACAUCCACCGUCGUGUUAGUAGACCGCGUUUGGAGUAUGCUUCUUUUAACACGUACCGUACGCUUUUCAACAUGUUCUGCUUCCCUGCUUUAACGCAUAGUGUGAAUAUCUGGCGUUCUGCAUUGAUGGUUGUGGUGUCUCAGUUUCUGUUACCGGGUGAAUAAUAAUAAUGUGAACUAAUGCAAUGUGGAACAGUCUGUCGGCGGUGUCUCUUCAGGGUUCCUGUGUUUCGAAGGGAACUUUAUAGUGUUAACGGGACGACCGGACCAGGAAAUUGACGGCAAGCAUUUCAGUCAUGUGGAAGCUUCAACAAGGUCUCUGUUUGAGCCUGUGCGUCGCUUUGGCGGUCGCUGGCGGUUAUGGUGGUGGUCGCGGUGGCGGACGUGGUGGAGGCUAUGGUGGCGGGGCAGGUGGCCACCACGGUGGUGGUGCAGGUGGCGGAGGUUAUGGUGGCGGGGCUGGUGGCGGAGCAGGCCACCACGGCGGUGCUGGUGCUGGUGGCUUUGGCGGUGCUGGAGGCCAUGGCGGUGCUGGUGGGUUUGGCGGAGCCGGAGGCCACGCCGGCGCUGGAGGUCACCAUGGAGGCGGUGGAUUCGGCGGUGCUGGAGGUCACCACGGAGGUGGCGGGUUCGGAGGUGCUGGAGGCCAUCACGGCGGAGGAGGCGGUGGUGGAUACGGUGGUGCCGGAUACGGUCGUCCCGAGCCAUACAACUUUGGCUAUGACGUCAAGGACGAGUAUGGUAACUCCCAGCAUCGUCAGGAAAGCGGAGACGAGUCUGGAGUCGUGAAGGGCAGCUACGGUUACACUGACACCAACGGCGUUUACCGUCAGGUCAGCUACAUCGCCGAUCAAAACGGAUUCCGGGCUGUCGUUAAGACCAACGAACCCGGCGUCGGACCCGCUAGCCCAGCUGACGCUGAGUUCCACGUCGAGCCUCCUCCGGCCGGAGUCGUUCAGCAGUUCGCCAGCAAGGGUGGUUACGGAGGUGGAGGUCACCACGGCGGAGCUGGUGGCUUCGGAGGUGGAGCUCACCACGGUGGAGCUGGUGGAGCUGGUGGAGCAGGUGGAUAUGGUGGCGGAGCAGGUGGAUAUGGCGGCGGCGCUGGAGGAGCUAAAGGCGGUUUCGGCGGCGGCAAGGGUGGUUACGGCGGCGGAAGCUAUGGCCCACCUCCAACCCGCUACGGUGGUGGUGGUGCCGGUGGAGCCGGUGGUUCCGGCCCGUGGAAGUACUAAGCACUAGUGUUCUCCUAGUACGCUUAGGCUUGAUGGACUUCUUUCUGGUUUUAACGAACGUGUAGCUUUUAAUGGCGGCUACGUAACGCGAUGAAUGUGAAGCGUAUGAGGAUUCUGUCUUAAAAGGACCCAUGGUCUCUUGUAUAGUAUCUGCGUUAUUGGUGAAUGCACGAUGUCACGUGAUUCAUUUUCGUUUGAGUCUUCCAGUGUUGGCCACUGCCGCUGUUUUUGCGCUUGAGUCUUUCUGCACGACUGCAUGCUCAUUCUUGUACAUUGUUUCGCAUUCCUGAGAUGUUUGUGAGUCAUGUCGCGGGUGUAUGUUGGGGAUCGUUCUUCUUUGGAGGUGCCAGACCGGUUGGGGUUACUCGGUUUGUCGAGACUGUUGUUUCUGUUUAGCUCGAAAACAAGGCCUGGCGCCCUCUUGCGGGUUGAGAGGCAUGUGUGAUUUUGAUGUUCUUUUUUUUAAAACUGUGUGUGCUUGAGCUUUUGAAUACCAUUCUAACUCAAAGCGUGACAGAGACCGUGCAAUAAAAAAUAUUUAUGUUUA